AUGGCCUCCACGAGCAUCCACGCCCACGCCCAAGCCCACAACCCCGCCGCCCACCUCAACGCCACUUCGACCACAGCCAUGAACAACCUGACGCACCGUCAGAGCCUGCUGCGUCAAUUGGUCCUGUCAUCGCUGCCUCACUCGGCGGUGUCGGCGCUCUUCUUUGCCGAACGGCUGCACGCGCUCGACCCAAGCACCGAACCGAGCGUGUAUCUGUACGCGUUCGUGCUCGCGCACAACCAGCGCCACGACGAGGCGAUAUGGCUCCUGCGACAAGCCGUCACCUUCCACCCACUCGAACACACACCCCAAGUCGAUCCGUUCAACAGCACGAGCAUGCCCACCGCGAUUGCCGGUUACCACGCCUCGAGGAGAUGGCCGGCGCAUAUGCGAUUGACCCGUCCUUCCAUCGAUUGCAGUCUACGUUGUGCGAGGUUGUACGCCUCGACCUGCUCCAAAGUGGAGCGACAUCGCGAGGCACGCGACGUCUUGGCCAAGAUCGUGUCGACGACCCAGCCGCUCGUUCAACCCGAGCCGGCCACUGAAGCCGCCUUACACGCCGCCGUGUCCGCACCGAGUAUAUCCGGCUCCUCAUUCGAUGCGACCUACGUCAUCGAUCUCGAGAUGGCCAGACUGGCGAGGCAAUCGGGGGAACACGAGAGGGCGAUUCAGUCGUACCGCAAGGCACUCGACAAGCAUCCGUGGUGCUGGGAAGCGCUCGAAGGGCUCUGCGCCGAAGGAGCACCACCAGACCCGGACGUCCUGUACCCACCUCGACCGACCCGAACCGUUCGAUCAGCCCCAACUUCGAUCCCCAUCUCCCCCAUGCUGAGCUCGAGUGGGAAUAACAACGGCCCCGCCCAGCCGUCUCGGCCCCCUCUCUCGGCCCAUCCAAGUCACCCGGCUCCGCUCGGUCCUAGUCAAUCUUCGACCAUCAACUCGGCUUUCACCUUCAACAACGCCGCGGCCAACAAAGCCACCUCAUCGGGUGGAUUCUUCACACCAGGGGAUGCGGCUGUUUCUCAGGUUGGGGGUGGUGCAGGCGCCAAGGGCAAAGACGCUAAACCGGAACGAGGGGGCUUGUUUGGAUUCGGACCCGGUGUGGCGGCAAUGUCGAGUAUUUGGAGGAAGGGGAGGGCUCAAAUGGCUGCUGAUAUCUCGGAAACAAGUAUGGAGGAUAGGUGAAUAAUAGACGGCCCGUCGUGUCGUGGCUCUGCCGAACGGGGACUGACUCUUGUCACUUUGCCCUUUUUCAGCUCUUUCGACACGUCGUUCUACCCACAACCCUUCAACCUACAAAACAACGCCCACGCACAUGCCUCGUCUUCCAACUCGCUCUUUACGCCACCCACGGUAGUCAGCAUUGCCUCGAACACCGUCGCACCCGGCGUCAAGCGGACUCGCGGAGGCGCUCAGGCCCAAACACUGAAUGCAGCGCCCACAGCUCUGACGACCCCCAACAAUGGCGGAGACGAGGACAUGCGCUCCGCCGCUCUGACGAAUGCCGCUCCAUCGAAACGCGUUGCAAGAGGAGCUCUCUCGAAUCCAACUAUCGCAGCCGAAACGGGCUCCAAACAUCGACGCGACGGUUCGACCGGAGCCAGCGCAGCACCUGCAACGCGUCGCUCAUCUCGCCUCUCUCGCGAUCAAGGUUCUUCGAAUGGUAUCACAGGAGGUGGAUCAGUCAGCAUGGCCUUGACUCGAUCUCAAUUGAGUGCGAAUGGUGGAGGGGCGGCGACGACACGCAGUGCAGCAGCGAGGGAUAAGAAACGGAGUAAAGCUGGGGCGGGACCGUCGGUCCUUUCCGACGCGGGAUCAGAAGCCCUCUCCCCUCCUUCGAUAACGUCUUCUUCCCCGGCUCCCUCAUCACCUGGUGCUACGAUGCAUCCGCCGCCGACUUCGACAUCAGUGCAACCAGCCUCGAUCCUCGAUGCGGCAACGCAAGAAGCCGAGGAUUACGUCGCCCAUCUCGUGAGGUGUUUCGCCACUGCGGCGACGAACGCGGCCAAAUUUGAAAGCGCCAAGACGAUCGAGGCGUUGUUGUUGUUACCUGUGGAGCAGCAGAGGACAUGGCGGUGUUUGGUCGGGAUUGCCAAAGCGCAUUUGGAGUUGUUGAAUUAUGAAAAGGUGCGUUUUAUGGUCACACUCAGCAGGGGGUUUCCGGAAUCUGACUUGGAGACCACGACAAUGCGCACAGGCUGAAAAGGCAUUCUCGCAAGCGCGUCAAGUUGCGCCUCAUCUACUCGAUUCAAUGGAGCUCUACUCGACUCUCUUGUGGCAUCUCCGCCUCUCGACCUCCCUUUCUUUCCUCGCGCAAGAUCUGAUGCUCAUCGCCCCUCGAUCCUCCGUCGCCUGGAUCGCCUCGGGGAACGUUUUCUCCCAUCUCGAAGACCACGGCUCGGCCUUACAAUGCUUCAAACGCGCCGCCCAACUCGAUUCCAACUGCGUCUACGCCUAUACUCUAUCAGGUCACGAAUGCGUCAUGCUCGAAGAAUGGGAGACGGCGCUCGUCUUUUUCAGGGAUGCCGUUCGUCGUGAUCGACGACACUACAAUGCCUGGUUCGGAUUGGGGAACGUCUACUUGCAAACGGGCAAAUACCGUUUAGCCGAAUACCACUUCCGUCACGCGAUGGCCAUCAACCCUACGAACGCGACCUUGUUGGCCUGCGUCGGUUCCGUCUUGGAAAAGUUAGGCAGGAGGAAAGACGCCUUGGAGAUUUACGAAAAAGCCUGUCUGCUGGCCCCCGAAUCCGCGGCCGUUCGAUUCAAACGCGUGCGAAUCCUCCUCCAUUUCAAACGCUACGAAGAAGCCGAAGCCGAUCUCUUGACGCUCAAGAACCGUGCGCCGAACGAGUUCAACGUACAUUUCUUGUUGGGAAAGUUGUACAAGGUGUUGGGGAGGAAGAGUGAGAUGUUGAAGCAUUUCGGGAUGGCGCAGGAUUUGGAACCGAGGACGGCCAGUUUGAUUCGGGAACAGGUGGAGAAAACUUCGGCGACCGGGGGUCGGGAGAGGGGUAUGGAGGUGGAUGAGGCUUAG
Microbotryum saponariae is the source of this 3037-nucleotide messenger RNA. The record is from the annotation of a GenBank genome assembly. Lineage: Eukaryota; Fungi; Basidiomycota; Microbotryomycetes; Microbotryales; Microbotryaceae.